Molecule: messenger RNA, 1653 nt
Organism: Centropristis striata (black sea bass)
Lineage: Eukaryota; Metazoa; Chordata; Actinopteri; Perciformes; Serranidae
Product: B-cell receptor CD22-like
Exons: 8
Coding region: 1-1653 (550 amino acids)
Source: RefSeq, a predicted model, not a curated record
AUGUGUGCCGCCAAAGGAUCAACAGUGCAAAUGCAUUGCACCUACACACACCCGUCCGAUCAAACAGUUAGAGAUGAAUUCUGGAUGACUGAUGGAGUUCAGCGUCCUUUAAAGGAACAGUCAAAAUACACAGAUCGUGUGGAGUAUUUCUUUGUUGAGAAGAGCUGCACUCUGAGAAUCUCAGACCUGAGAGUGAGUGACGGAGAUGUUUACAUGUUCAGGUUUUUAACAGUUGGUAACGCAUUUUCUGGUGCAGGUGGAGUCACACUUUCUGUCACAGAUGCUCCAAAGACUCCCUCUGUGUCAGUGAGUCCCUCUGGUGAAAUCAUGGAGGGCAGUUUGGUGAAUCUGACCUGUAGCAGAGAUGCUAACAUUGUAGCUACUUAUUCAUGGUACAUGAAUCCAGAACCUGAACCUUUCAGUCAAGAUCUACAGCUUGUCUUUAGCUCCAUCCAGUCCUCUGACUCUGGAGAGUAUUACUGCUCAGCUAAGAGCGAGCUGGGGGAAAAAAAGUCCGAACACAUCUCUCUUAAUGUAAAAUAUGGUCCAAAGCGUCUCAAUGUGUCAGUGAGUCCCUCUGGUAAAAUUUUGGAGGGCAGUUCAGUGAAUCUAACCUGCAGCAGUGAUGCUAACCCAGCAGCUAACAUUACCUGGUACAAGGAGAACCAAACACUGUUUCAUGGACCAGAAGGGAGUUAUCUUUUCACCUCCAUCAGCUCUGAGGACAGAGGGAACUACCACUGCAAGUCUGAGAAUCAGUAUGGGAAGAUCAACUCUACGUCUCUAUUUUUAGAUGUCCAGUAUGCUCCAAAGCUUCCCUCUGUGUCAGUGAGUCCCUCUGCUGAGAUAGUGGAGGGCAGUUCAGUGACUCUGACCUGUAGCAGUGAUGCUAACCCAGCAGCUAACUAUAGCUGGUACAAAGACAACCAAACACUGAUUAAAGGACAUGGAGGAAGAUACAACUUUAACUCCAUCAGCUCUGAGGACAGCGGGAACUACCACUGCAUAUCUAAGAAUAAAUAUGGACAGAUCACAUCUUCUUCUCAAUCUGUUGAUGUCCAGUAUGCUCCGAAGCUUCCCUCCGUGUCAGCAUGUCCCUCUGCUGAGAUAGUGGAGGGCAGUUCAGUUACUCUGAUCUGCAGCAGUGAUGCUAACCCAGCAGCUACCAUUACCUGGUACAAGGAGAAUGAAGACUCAGCAAAAGCAUCAGGACAGAUCUUCACCAUCACUGACUUCAGAGCUGAACACAGUGGGGAUUAUUACUGUGAAGCCCAGAACAGCAGAGGAAGUCGUCGCUCUACCUUACAUCUGACUGUUAAGGAUGGAGAGUGGCUAUUUAUAGUUGCUGGAACAGUCACUGCUAUUGUAAUUGUUGUCAUACUCAUCCCUGUCUUUCUGUGGAUUAGGAAAAAAAGGGCCCCUAAGCAACCACCUGAGCCUAUACAGAGCCCAGAUGAAAGUGCACAGCAACUGCCGGCUGAGCAGAAGGAGAGACUUCAUUACGCUAGUAUCCACUUCUCUAAGAAACAAGCAGAUCCUCUUAACACUGAAACCAGCUCUGCUCUGAACCAAAGAAACCAGAGGAAAGAGAAGGUGGAGAGCGUGGAGUACGCAACUGUGAUUUUCAACAGUGGCAGUACUGCCCCACGGUGA